AUGUUUCUCCGCAUUUUACGGACGUUGGAAGAACGUGAUGAAUACUUCCAGUAUAGGGAAGACGGUAUCGGCAGACCCAGACUUACGCCGUUGCAGAAGUGCACGGUUGCGAUCCGGCAGAUGGCCUACGGCACCAUAGCGGAUAUGUUCGACGAGUACCUUCACGUCGGUGAGACAACUUGUCGCGAAUGUCCGAAGAAUUUGUAUAGGGGAGUUGUGGAGGCUUUUGACGACACAUAUUUGCGACGCCCGGCUGCUGAUGAUUUCAAGAGCCUGCUGAGGAUGCACGAGACGGUGCAUGGCUUCCCUGGAAUGCUAGGAAGCAUCGACUGUCUGCACCGGCAGUGGAAGAAUUGCCUAAUGGAGUGGAGAGGUCAAUUUACUAGUGGCUACAAGGGCAGCCACCCGACGAUGAUCCUGGAAGCCAUCGCUGAACACCGGCUCUGUAUCUGGCAUGCAUAA
This is a messenger RNA of Salvia hispanica, 462 nucleotides long. Lineage: Eukaryota; Viridiplantae; Streptophyta; Magnoliopsida; Lamiales; Lamiaceae. The record is from RefSeq and is a predicted model, not a curated record.